AUGGCCGACCUCGAGAAAAACCCAUACACAACCUUCGACCCCGAGGUCCACUACGCAACCGCCUCCCUCGACACCGCCGACACAACCACUUCCCUCCCCGCCCCCCUCCAAAAACUCCACCGCCUCGCCCAAAAACUCGAUAUCGAAACCCGCGGUAUCGAACCCGUCCCCGAAAACCUCCGUACCCCGGCUUCGCUAUGGAGUGCCGGAUCAAUGUGGCUCGCCGCAAACCUCGUCAUCUCGACAUUUACCAUCGGCACACUCGGGUCCGCCAUUUUUGGAUGUGCGUUCUGGGACUCGAUCGCGACCAUUAUUUUUUUCAAUAUGUUGGGGAUUAUACCCGUUGCUUAUUUCUCGACCUUUGGCGCAAAGAUGGGAAUGAGGCAGAUGGUCAUCACACGCUAUUCCUUCGGCUACGUCGGCGCAUGGGGAAUCUCGCUGUUGAACGUAAUCGCGUGUGUCGGAUGGUCCGCAACGAACGUCAUCGUCGGUGCACAACUCAUCAAAGCCGUCAACAAUUCCUUUCCGUUAUGGGCCGGAAUCGUAAUCAUUACACUCGCUACAGUCGCAAUCACGACAUUCGGCUACAAAGUCGUCCACAUCUACGAAAAAUGGUCCUGGAUCCCAGCGUUUAUCAUCUUCCUCAUCAUGAUCGCCGAAAUCGCUCGGUCGGGUGCAUUCCAAAUCACGCCCAUGCCUACGGGCGCGACGGAAGCCGCGUCCGUUCUCUCGUUCGGUGGAACGAUUUAUGGGUUCGCGACGGGAUGGACGUCGUAUGCGGCUGAUUACACGACGUAUCAACCACGCUCAAUAUCCUCCUGGAAAGUGUUUGCGUCAGUGUAUAUCUCCCUCCUCUUCCCCCUCUGCUUCGUCGAGUUUAUCGGUGCAGCAGCGAUAACCAUGAUCGACACCCCGAAAUACGGGGACGCAUACACCGCCAACUCAAUCGGCGGUCUCGUCGGCGCGAUCCUCUCCCCCCUCGGACGGUUUGGCUCAUUCUGCCUCGUGGUGAUGGCACUAUCGAUUAUCGCCAACAACUGCCCAAACCAGUACUCCUUCGGUCUCAGUGUCCAAACCUGGGGCGGCUGGUUCCAGCGUAUCCCACGCUUCAUCUGGAAUGUAUUGGGGGCCGGGAUUAUCAUCGCCAUCGCAAUCCCAGGAUCAACACGCUUCACAACCGUCCUCGAAAACUUCCUAAACCUAAUCGCAUACUGGCUCGCGAUCUACUUCGUCAUCGUGCUCGAAGAACACCUCAUUUUCCGCCGCGGGCAAUUCUCGAACUACGACCUGAGCGCGUGGAACUCGCCUUCUAAACUUCCUGUUGGUGUGGCGGCGGUUGGGGCGUUUUGUGUUGGUGUUGCGGGGUUUGUCGUUGGGAUGGAUCAGGUGUGGUUCGUGGGCCCGGUUGGGAAAGGGAUUGGGGCGUUUGGGGGGGAUGUUGGGUUUGAGCUUGCGGCGGCGUUUGCGGGGGUUACGUAUCCGGUGGCGAGGAUGGUGGAGAAGAGGUAUUUUGGGAGGUAG
Molecule: messenger RNA, 1521 nt
Organism: Saitoella complicata NRRL Y-17804
Lineage: Eukaryota; Fungi; Ascomycota; Saitoellomycetes; Saitoellales; Saitoellaceae
Product: cytosine-purine permease
Exons: 1
Coding region: 1-1521 (506 amino acids)
Biological process (GO): cytosine transport; transmembrane transport
Cellular component (GO): plasma membrane; fungal-type vacuole membrane
Molecular function (GO): nucleobase transmembrane transporter activity
Source: RefSeq, a predicted model, not a curated record